AUGGCUCUGCGUCGAAGCAAAAGAAUCGCUCAAAUCGAAAAGGAAAAGAAGAAACCAGUGGCAACAGUUGUAACCAGAUCAAUUGUAACCAGAUCAGCAACCGCCGCCGCUGUUUCUUCUCCUAUACCAAGAAUUCCUCAAGUACCAAAGAAAUCGGAAAAUGAAGUACUGAAGGAAAAAUUGAAGCGGAUGCAGAAGACGUUGUCGUCUACUCGAGCUCGUUUGCUAGCUGAACAAAGGUCUGGAGAGGUGUUACAACACCGAUUGGCAAUGACCGAAAUUGACAAUCAAAGAGUGACGGAACUGGAUCAGGAAGUGAAGAAUCUGAUGGAUCGGACUACGGUACUGGCCGAGACGCAACAAAAGACGAUUGGAGAGCUUCAAUUACAAAUUGAAGAAUGUAAAGAUCAUGAUAAGUUUGAGGAAGCAAUGAAUAAGGAGAGACAGAUUGGAAAGAAAUAUCGAGACGACUAUCUUGAAGAGUGCAGAAAGUACACGAACAAUUGGGAAGAGAGAAAUGGACCGUUUCCUUGGAGAGUCUGUGAAAUUUGUGCAUUCAAAUUUGGAGAAGAAGCUGGAAGAGUUCCCAGAGUUUUGAGAUGCGGUCAUACGGUAUGUACAGACUGUGCUGGAAACUUCAUCAACCAGAACACCAACUCGCUUCGUUGCCCGUUCGAUCGUCAGUUCAUGCAGCUUGGUAUCAAUGGUGUCAAUGGAAUUCCGAAGAACUUUGUAUUGCUGAACAUGUGA
This is a messenger RNA of Caenorhabditis briggsae, 750 nucleotides long. The record is from RefSeq and is a predicted model, not a curated record. NCBI's taxonomy places the organism in Eukaryota, Metazoa, Nematoda, Chromadorea, Rhabditida, Rhabditidae. The transcript has 2 exons. The coding region runs from base 1 to 750 and encodes 249 amino acids.